UCCCAUGAAAAUCUAGGAACUCUGAGUCACUUUAUUUGGAGCCUGCUUUGCUGAGUCUGGGGGAGGUAGUUAAAUAAAGAGGAGGAGGAGGAACGAAACAGAUGGGAUUGGUCAAUAUCAGAGGAAACUGGCCAGAAUUCCUCACCAGGAGAGGUGUCAUAGAGCCGAGCUCUUUCAUAUCUAUCGCCUCUCAACAGAAAACUAACCAGAGCUGGUUCAUCUGAGCUGCCUACACACUGGGGAGACAAGACGUCUUGUUGUCCAGGAAAAUUCUGGAGCGACUCUCCUGUAUUGGUUCUGUGUGCGGUGGGAUUUCUGGAAAGGACGCCGUCACAAGCCACCAGAAGGCUAGUUCCAAAGAGGGGCACAAUUACCGGGAGCCGAGAACUUGGUGACCCUAAGCGCCACUGCUCACAGCCAGGCUCAGUCCAUGACGGCAGGGCCGUGCCCCGUCCUCAGCACCACGUCUCUUCCCAGCUAACCCGGGCCCUUCGUUUGUCUUUGCAGCUGAUGGCUGAGGAUGGCGGGGCCGUGGGCCUUGCCAAUGGGGAGGCCGGGAGCCCCUCCGACACCGUCCAGGAGACCAGCUGGCCCGAGGACGAUGAGGUCUUUAUGACGGAGCGGCUGAGCCCCACCGUCAUGGCCACGUUCAGACCCGGCAACGUGGAGGAGCUCUACGAGCUGCUGGAGAAGCUGGGCAGCGGGCACUUUGGGGUGGUGAAGCGCUGCCGGAAGCGGAGCUCGGGGACUUUCUACGCCGCCAAGUUCGUGAAGAUGCGCAAGUGCAAGGGGAGCCGGCUGGGGCUGGACCGCGAGCAGGUGGAGCGGGAGGUCAGCAUCCUGCAGCAGCUGGAGCACCCCAACAUCCUGCGCUUGCACGACCUCUUCGCCAGCAAGGCCGAGAUGGUGCUGAUCCUGGAGCUGAUCCGCGGUGGGGAGCUCUUUGACUUCAUUGCCGAGAAGGAGACGCUGACAGAGGCGGAGGCCAUCGAGUUCCUGCAGCAGCUCCUGCAGGGCGUUGCCUACAUGCACGGGCGGCAUGUCGCCCACUUCGACCUCAAGCCAGAGAAUAUCAUGCUGCUGGAGAAAGAUGUCCCCAACCCGAAAAUCAAGAUUAUCGAUUUUGGUCUGGCCCAAAAGCUGGAAGAUGGAGUAACCUUCAAAAGCCUUUGCGGGACUCCGCAGUACAUAGCUCCCGAAGUGAUUAACUACGAGCCCCUGAGCUCGGCGACAGACAUGUGGAGCAUCGGCGUUAUUACCUAUAUCUUGCUGAGCGGGAUGUCCCCGUUCCAGGGCGAGACGGAUGCCGAGACCCUCUCCAACGUCGUCGCUGGCAACUACGAGUUCGAGGAAAAAUUCUUCAGCGAGACCACCGAUAUGGCCAAGGACUUCAUCCGGCAGCUGCUGGUGAAGGAGCCCGGGAGUCGCAUGAGCGCGGCCGAGAGCCUCGUCCACCCGUGGAUCAAGCCCCUGAGCCGGAAGCAGGCCACCAACCGUAGCCGCUCCUCCAUCAACAUGAAGAACUUCCGCAAGUUCAACGCCCGCAGAAAAUGGAAGCUUUCCUACAACAUGGUGUCUGCCUGCAACCGGCUCUGCCGCCUGAAGCUCUUGUGUGGCCAGAGGAAGGAGGAUGAGACUCUGCGUGGCUGCGAGAGCGACCAGGAGGACGAGACCACCCACCCGGUGACGCUGCUGCGCCGGCGGAGAAGCAGCUGCUCUUGAGACCCCAGCCCUCAACCACAGACUCCCAGCAUGCUCCCACUGCCCCACACCCACCCUCUGCAUCAGCUGGGGGGUGGGGGGCAGCUGCAGCCCCCAGAGGUGGGGAAGGGCCCUGGGAGAUCAGACGCCCCGGGCCCCACCCCGGCAGCUGGGCUCUGUCUGCCGAGGCCCGGACGGCGGGAAGGGGCAUUGACUUUGGUCGGCGGGGACCAGCUGGGAGCGGGAGGGGGCUGGAAAUGGGAUUCCCUCCCCCCAUGCCCCUCUCUGUCUGGACGCCUGAGGACAGGGAGUUGGCUGCGGAUGGAGCUGCUGAAAGGGGAACACGUGUCAGCGGGAGAGGCUGGGGCAAUGCCCGCAGCCCCUUGGCACCCAGUCACCGUGUCUGUGGGGCGAGGUAUUGGGGGUGUGGGAGAAGAGAUCCCGCUAUUAACCCUUUCAUUAUUCAAACAGAGCCCCACCACCACCACCACGAGGGCCUUUCAGGGUGCAUUUUCUGUACCCCUCUUAUGCUUUCCAAUAGGAAACCCCCCUGUGUGGCUGUUCUGUCUGGCACUUGUGGGGUUAAUUGGAACCUCCCCCCCCUUCAGACAUUGUGUUCCGGAACUCGUGGGGUUAAUCCAACUGGGCCUGCCCUGCACUUGCCCCAAUGCGUUAGGGGCUCUGUUUAUUCCAGCACUCAUGGGGUUAAUAUGAGUCUCUUCCCUCCCCACUCCACUGUGCCUGCUGUCCCCCAGCAGUACCCUGGCGCGGGGAUGGAUGGCGGCUCCGCAUGUGCUAACGGCUGCAAGGCGGUGCCAGGUACCUUUACCCAGCUGUUGAGGGGCAGCUAGAGAGCCGGGUGGGUGCCCCUUCCCCAGCACCCCACAAACCCUUGCAUGCUGACCUAAGGCGCAUGGCAGGCCAGACCCCCCUCCCUCCCCCCCAGCUGCCCAGGGAAGAUCUGCCCAGCUCAA
Terrapene triunguis (Three-toed box turtle) is the source of this 2675-nucleotide messenger RNA. Its product is annotated as death-associated protein kinase 2-like. The coding region runs from base 511 to 1722 and encodes 403 amino acids. Gene Ontology annotation, biological process: protein phosphorylation; positive regulation of apoptotic process; intracellular signal transduction. The record is from RefSeq and is a predicted model, not a curated record. NCBI's taxonomy places the organism in Eukaryota, Metazoa, Chordata, Testudines, Emydidae. Gene Ontology annotation, molecular function: ATP binding; protein serine/threonine kinase activity. Gene Ontology annotation, cellular component: nucleus; cytoplasm. The transcript has 13 exons.